AUGUGCUUUUUUGCGGGGCGGUACCCUUUUCAACCCCAAAGAACCACAUCGCGUAGGAGGCGGCUGGUACGCGAUGCUGGCUUGGUGGGCUGUUAUCACGUCUCGACCUUUACCAAACUCAUGUCCUGCAUGUGGCUGUCGAAACGUGAGCUUAUCCGUCGCGUCGCCUGCUGCCAUUCGUGGAAUGUCCGCGAUCUGGAGUACUUCGUGCGAUCUCUACAACACCACGCGAUAUUACAGAAGCUGGGCAAACCUCAAAAACAGGUUCUCGGUAGCGAGCGCGCAUCGAACAACGGCGAGGUUGGCUGUCUAUCGGCAGCUUUGACUGGCCGCGUACAAUAUUACCUCCCCCAGGCUUCGACUGUCCUCGCGAUUUCAGGCUUCAAGCAGCUGCACCAGUAUCCACAUUCUAGUACUCUGCAAUCCUUGCGUAGAUCGAGCACGCCUCUCGCGAACAGUUGCCUCAAUCUCGGAGACGCCGUUGAUGCGAGAAGAUCUACGUCUAGCGAAUCCGAGAUCAACACCGGCGGCUUCGAAGCAGGAACACCGGGUCAUCAUCAGACGCGCGAAAGCGUGACCGAGCCCCCUGAAUAUUGGGCAGGUGGUCACAUAACUGAGUGA
Messenger RNA from Alternaria rosae, 621 nucleotides. RefSeq lists its product as uncharacterized. The transcript is spliced from 3 exons. Bases 1 to 621 code for a protein of 206 amino acids. The record is from RefSeq and is a predicted model, not a curated record. NCBI's taxonomy places the organism in Eukaryota, Fungi, Ascomycota, Dothideomycetes, Pleosporales, Pleosporaceae.